AUGUCUAAGUACGAUCCAUCUAUACAAGAUGGUGAAGAUACGAUAAAGAUCUUAAUUACGACUGAUAAUCAUGUAGGAUAUAAAGAGACAGACACUAUACGAGGAGAUGAUUCUUGGAUUACAUUCGAGGAAGUUUGUCAAAUAGCAGAAGAUAAAGAUGUAGAUAUGAUGCUUCAUAGUGGAGAUUUAUUUCAUAUCAAUAAACCAUCGAAAAAAUCCAUUUAUAAUACUAUGAAAUCAUUAAGAAAACAUUGUAUGGGUGAUAAACCUUGUGAAUUGGAAUUCUUGAGUGAUCCUGAUAUUGUUAAUCGAUAUGGGACUAUCAAUUAUGAGGAUCCUAAUUUAAACAUAGCGAUCCCAGUAUUUGCUAUUAGUGGUAAUCAUGAUGAUGCUACAGGUACUCAAUUACUUCUGCCAUUGGAUCUUUUAUCUGUAUCAGGUCUUGUAAAUCAUUUUGGGAAAGUUUUCGAUAAUAACCGUCUUGAAGUUAAACCUUUACUUUUAAAGAAAGGUGAGACAUAUCUUGCAUUAUAUGGGAUGCAAAGUAUUAAAGAUGAAAGACUUUAUAGGAUCUUAGCCAAUCAAGAAAUCAAAUUCUUGACUCCUUCGGUUAAUGGCAAUUCAUGGUUUAACUUAAUGUGUGUUCAUCAGAAUCAUGUGGGACACAGUAAAACAUCUUAUCUACCAGAGGAAAUGUUACCCGGAUUUCUUGAUUUUGUAGUAUGGGGUCAUGAACAUGAAUGUAAACCUGAACCUAUCUACAACAAUAGCAGAGAUUUCCAUACUUUACAAGCGGGUUCCUCCAUAGCUACAUCUUUAGCAGAUGGCGAAUUACCUCAAAAGCAUGUAUUUAUUCUUAGAAUAAAAGGGAAAAAGUUUGAUAUUGAACCUGUACCAUUGAAAUCAGUAAGGCCGUUUUAUAUGGAUACAGUUUUCAUUGAACAAGAAGGAUUCGAACCUGGGGUAACCACUACUGAAGCUUUGAAAGAAUUCUUGGUAUCUAAAGUUGAAGAAUUAUUGCAAAAGGCUCGUGAUGAUUAUGAUAAGAAGAAUAAUAACUCUUCAGAAGAAAUUGAUAUAAGGAAUUUACCUUUGAUACGGCUAAAAGUUGAAUACACUGGAGAUUAUGACUUUGAGACUCCGCAAAGAUUAUCCAAGAACUUCAUCGGUCGGGUUGCCAAUAUUGAUGAUAUUUUCUUAUUCAACAAGAAUAAACCCCAAAAACAACAAUCAGUGAUUGAAAAGGCGAAGUUUACCGAUAUUGAAGUUCCUAGAAGUUCGGGCAUCACCAUAAACACCUUGAUAUCUCAGUUUGUUGAACAAUCAAAUCUUUAUCUUCUUUCAGAAAAGGGACUCAAUGAAACAGUGAAAAAUUCCAUUGAUAAAGAGGACAAGAAUCUUCUUAAUCAGUACAUUAAAAGUGAAUUGAAAUUCCACGCAUCUAAUCUUUCAAAAGUGGAUAUGGAAGAUGAAGUUGAUGAAGAUAAGAAAUCAUUCAAAGAUUUGUUGAAAACAUUAAAGAAGAAUGACGAAGCCAAUCAAAAACUGGCGAUGAUUGUGGUGGAAAGUGAUGAAGAGAAACCACCAUCGAAAGCUACAAAACAAAAGAAACCUUCUGCUCGUAAAAAAACUGUCAAAAAAGAAGUUUACAGUGAAGAGGAAAUCGAAAUUCCUGAUAGUGAUGAUAAUAUGGAUUAUCAGGAUCAUAAUGAUCAAGAAAUCAUAGAUAGUGAUGAAGAAGUAAUAGAGAAACCAAGGGCUAGUCGGAAAACUCGAGCAACCACAUCCACUCGAGCUCGUGGUACUAGAGGUAGAGGAAGAGGUGGACGAGGAUCUAAAGCCAAACCCCCUACUAGUCAAGGAACAGACUUGUUCUCUAUGCUACAAGGAAUGCACUAA
Messenger RNA from Yamadazyma jaroonii, 1899 nucleotides. Lineage: Eukaryota; Fungi; Ascomycota; Pichiomycetes; Serinales; Debaryomycetaceae. The record is from the annotation of a GenBank genome assembly.